Penicillium canescens is the source of this 1707-nucleotide messenger RNA. RefSeq lists its product as uncharacterized. The coding region runs from base 1 to 1707 and encodes 568 amino acids. The record is from RefSeq and is a predicted model, not a curated record. The transcript has 4 exons. Lineage: Eukaryota; Fungi; Ascomycota; Eurotiomycetes; Eurotiales; Aspergillaceae.
AUGGGGCCCGGCAUGAUCGCGAAUCUCCUCUCCCCCCUUAUCCCGUAUGGCGCCUUCUCCCUCAUCCUUUCCAAGCGACUUCAAUUUGCGCCACCUACGCCUAACCCCGGAAUUAUUACGCAGCUUUCCCAACCUGUGGGUGUUAUGGCCAUGGGGGAUGCCGCACGCCCAAGUGAUGAUAAAUUCAGCCGAACCCUUGAGGAGAGUCUCACGACAUGGUCUUCCUAUCUUAAUAUCCAGAGCGAGGAUCACCUACUGCCCCGGCAUGCCAUAGACCUAAGACCUCUCGUCAGUCAAACACCACCUUUCCUCGGUGGUGGCGCUGCUGCCCUGAACAAGACCACAUCGUUCGCUUGCGAGGAGAAGCAAUCAACACAGAGGGCGGGAAACUCAUUACCGCGGUCAGAUAAGGAAUCACUCGUUGAAGUUGACAUCGGCGACGAUGCUUGUGAAGAAGAGAUCUUCUGGUGGCACACCAUUUUAUGUUCUGGCGACGGCUGGGAUGCGGCCGUAAAGUACAAUGGCCGUAUCUAUUUGUCGCCAUGGUCGGUUUCGGCGAAGAACGUGGGCUUCAUCCUGGCUAAAACUGGGUUUUUGAGUGCCGAGUCAAACCUACCGGAAUCGGCGACCGCUCUUAAAUACCUCUCUCGUUUCUGUGUGCACCAUCGCCUAUACGCUCAGUGCUCAGUUGCCCUUGCCGGGGUACUCUGCAUUCCAUUUCUGAGGAAGAAAACAGUUUCUCUCCCGUUUCCAAAACAAAAUUCUCGGGUGAGAAAAAAGGAGAGUACUAGUGACUCUUCUGUUUCUAUCCCAGAUCUUCUCGACGAACACAGCGAAUUGCUCCCCAAAUACAUGACUCUAAGUUCCAAUACGUGGGGUUUGCGCUCUCUCCUGUGCAGCACAUUCUUCAAUGCAGAUAUCGAGUGUAAUCUCGUCAGUGCCUGGCUAAAUCCGGCAUUUGCUGUUAUUGACUCGAUCCACGAAAGGAAAAUUUCGGUGGCUACAUUACUGGCAAACCGCCAGCCUCGACUCGGGAUCCUCUGGCUUGGUGCAAUCCUCACAGACCUAGCAAACUCUGUCUUGCGUGACAUACGAGCAGGGAUGACGGCUCUGGAUCUUACAGCUUCUGCAUGGGCCGGAACAACACAGACGUUCUUGACUUCAAAAAUGGGGAAUAAUCAUGGCGAAUUGAUACGCCGCGAUGACGAAUGCCGACUGCUUUUCAUUACAGCCUGCGAAGGCCAUGAUCGACCUCCAGUCUGGCCUUGGAAGCCCUUUGGGUUUACACAACUUGGUGAUACAGAGCUCCCGGUCCGACAGCAUGCUCGAUGUGCCGCUCACUGCUUAGAAUACGAAUAUUGGGAAUGGAUUUUGACAAACAACAAUUCAAUUCGAUAUUCCGAAGCAGGAAAUGGCCAACUUCCUGUCCAGGCAUCAACUUCAUCCGCCGACAGGCCAUUGGCCAGGCUUGAUGAUUAUAACUAUGAUUUCUAUUCACAGAUCCUCUCUGAAGGAGCCACGCGUGGAAUAUUUGAAUGGUUAAGAUCGACAGGGUACCCUCGCAGUGAAAGACCGAUAUACCAACAUUCUUGGCUAGAUUUGGAAGUCACUGACGAAGAAGAGCCCGACGAUGCGGAUUCAGACUUGGAAUUACAGCGGGGCCCAAAGAAAAUGCAUGUUGAAAGAUGGCUAGAAAGCAUCGAAUAG